Messenger RNA from Cetraspora pellucida, 419 nucleotides. The record is from the annotation of a GenBank genome assembly. Lineage: Eukaryota; Fungi; Glomeromycota; Glomeromycetes; Diversisporales; Gigasporaceae.
GAAAAGAUGAUGAAGGAGAAACUGUAGAUAUGACUGAGCUCCGAAUAGAAUAUGUGAAGGCUUUUCUGAUCAGGGGAUAUCAUUUAGAAAAAUUGACAUAUUUACGUAUUGUCACAAAUACAAAAAAACAAAGAUCUAUAGCUCUUAAUAUUAUUCUAAAACAUAAUUCAGAAAUUGGAGGUAUGCAUAAGCUGGAAACAGCCUCAGAUGAUACAAAAGCAUAUUAUCGAAAAUUUGCUAGAGAAUAUAGGAUACCACUUUCUAGAUGGGCAUUAUUAACUGAUUAUAAAUACAAUAGCAAUGAAAUGCCUUAUAGUGCUCGCUCACCACUAUGUGAACAUGCUUUUUAUUUAUUGAGUUAUUGUGGAGGGGUAGGUGAACCUUUCUAUAAAGAUUUCUUUCAUAAAAAGCAAACAUAG